AUGGCAUCUAACAUUUCUAGACCAAAUACGCCAUGGACGUGGGCGUUCCUGAUCGCGGCACUGUUACAAGCCGUGAUUGUUCUAGCCAGCGAAUCAUAUAUCUUUGCAAAAUUCCAAGGGAGUCUCGAAUCCCAUAAACCAGCCACUGCCCUUUCGAAGACAAUUCCAGUAUACCUCACUCUCUUCAUAUUCGGUUUCCUUUACCAAUUAGUCCUCGUCUACGACUCCCUGCGACUCAAGAACACAAUUCAGGUCCUCGGGCUUUGCUGUUACAAUUGUGGCAUGUUAAUCUACGCCUCUAUUGAAUAUGAUCAGGUAAACAAGGCCAUUCAGAAGUUGGAGGAAAACGGCUACGUCAAGCCUGAUACGCGUGUCUGGACGGAUAUCCAGCCGUUCCUGGUGGCAGGCCCUUGUAUAAUUGCACUGUUCACCGUUGCCCUGUCCGUUAUUGCCUGGAAAUUGUACGACGAGUUCGCAUGGACAAUUUACAAGCACAUCAGCGCAGAUCUCCGAAUGAAGCGUCGUUAUUUGACUUUCCAGAUUUACAUCGCUCUGCUGAAGUUUGAUUUCUUCUUUUUCCUCGGCUUCACAGUCCAAUUCCUGGUAGUCGUGACCGGAUUAGCAGGAGCAGAAUUUGGUCUAACAAUCGCCGCCAUCCCCGUAACAGUGCUCAUUCUCUUCAUGGCCGCUUUCUGGACCCGCCGCGAGAACAAGUUCGGAAUGGUCGUCACCAUCUUCCUCUUCUUCUGCGGGCUGGCAUACUUCAUCUUCAAGCUGGCCAGAAUGUACCAGCCCAGCCAUGAAAUAAACUACAUCCCCGUCCGAAAGAGUUUGACGAGUUUCGCCGCUAUCACGAUUGUCCUGAUCAUCCUGACAAUCAUCAACGCCUGCGUAUGCACAGCGAAUUUCGGGAUGGGAUUGAAGCCGCACAUCAUGAAGAGGAGGGUCAACAGCGAUGUGGAGAAGACGGAUAAUAUGACCGAGCUGCCAGACAUGAAGCACGGCCCCGUCUCGAGCCGUAUGACCAUCGAUUAA
This is a messenger RNA of Hyaloscypha bicolor E, 1035 nucleotides long. RefSeq lists its product as uncharacterized. The transcript has 3 exons. NCBI's taxonomy places the organism in Eukaryota, Fungi, Ascomycota, Leotiomycetes, Helotiales, Hyaloscyphaceae. The record is from RefSeq and is a predicted model, not a curated record. Bases 1 to 1035 code for a protein of 344 amino acids. Gene Ontology annotation, cellular component: Golgi apparatus.